AUGAUAAAAGUUCAUACAAAAUUAAAUAUUGUUGAUCGUCAUCGUAAGUUUAUAUGUGCUUGCAAAACAUGGAAACUUACUGGGAUGACAACAAGAGAAGCCGUCGAAGAUUUUAUAGUAAAAACGUAUAAACGUGUUCAGGAUCCGUUUGAUAUUGAAAUUCUUGAUCAAGACGAUGGCUUUGUCACUUUGAAUAAUACUUAUAUCGACGACUACAAAUGUUUCAAACCAAACAAAACAACGACACCUAGUGCUCAACCAACCAAUUCAGAAAGACAAACAUUGAUAUUACAAAUUAUUUUGUUAAAUUAUACUCAUAAAUCGAUUACCGAACAAGAAUGUGUGAAUACUACAGAAGGUAUGUUCACAUUCAAAAAUGGUUGUGCGUGUAAAUCGAUUAUUUCAUUAUAUAUAUAUUUAAUAACAGGUAUUCAACCAAAUAAAGAUACUCAACAAAAUGAUCAGUUUGUAUCGAGUUCAAAAUCACAAAUACAUUGUACUAUUCCUCUUUCUAAUGAUUCUAAAAUGGCUUUUGUUGAUGGUCUCAAUGUCAAUUAUGAACAACGAGAUCAAUACAUUUCUGAUGUAAUAAAUGUGGAUACAGGGAAAAUCGUUGGUAAACCUAGUAGGAUUCAAGCUCCAAAAACUUCAAAACGAAAAUAUGGAAGUAGAUUACCUCGAUUUCAGAUUGGUAUUGAUGAAGUUACAAACUGCAAUGAUCACGUUUUCACUUUGCUUGUUUAUAUUGUAUUGGAUAUAUAUCAAUCUGGAAAACGUUGCCUCUUUUAUCAUCCGGAGCGAGCUUUUAUCAAAGAAGAUAAUGUAAAGCAAUUGUUGGAUCGGUAUGAAAUACCUAUUACUACAACCAAGAAUUGGACGAGCGACAAGGGAGAAAAACUUGAAUUAAGAAUUAUGGCAAUCAAAGAAGCAAAAAAACAUCCUAGUGCACCCUUAGACAUGCUGUGUCAAUUCACAGAUAUUAAUGAAAGCAAAUUAUUACACUCAUCAGACGAUUAUAGGAAAUCUCGUUUAGUUCUUGUUCUUCAAAAAGAUGAUGUCAUUCAAUGGGAAACUUUAGUUUUAUCCAAUGAACUAAUUUUCACAAGUAAUAAAAAAUGA
This is a messenger RNA of Rotaria sp. Silwood2, 1119 nucleotides long. Lineage: Eukaryota; Metazoa; Rotifera; Eurotatoria; Philodinida; Philodinidae. The record is from the annotation of a GenBank genome assembly.